UGGAUAGUGAAGUACUCACAGAGAAAUCGAGGCUGUGUAGCCAUUCUUUGACGACGGCAGGAGGGCAGGUGGCACGCUUAUGUAUGAUUAACCUUCUGGUGAAAUGCCUGGUUUUGAAGGCACUGGCCCAAGUUCAAGGACUCUACCUAUGUUGAUGGGUCAGAGGAGCAUUGUGGGAUUUGUUGUUCUGAUCACAUGGUUAGUCUUGUUCUACCUGCUGGUGAAUGUAUGGCUGCUAUGUAUCUUCACCAGCCUUUUAGUGGUGCUGGGAGGCUGGCUGGGCUCUCGUGCUGCUCUGGACGCUAACAGCCUGCUCCACUUGGAGCACUUCCUGCCAUUGGGCCAAGCACCUCUUCCACAUGUGUCCUUGGAGAGUGAGAGGAGGCUGGAUUGGGAAAUUCACUGCGCUGUGGAGAAGGCUGUAAGGGACUUUGUGUCAUCCUGGUAUCGCACCUUGGUGUCUGAGGAAGAGGGUGAAUUUCAGCAAGAGAUUAGGGAUACCAUGCUGACAGCAGCUGCAGAGCUAAAGCGGCGGGCAAGGCAGGUGGACAGGCGAGUGCUGGCCCAGAGAAUGCUGGAGCUGUGUGGAUGCCAUCUACAGAGUUUCAGCCAGGCCAAAGGACUCCAGAAGGUGGUGUUAGCCACGUCUGUCCAACCACAGCAGCACGGACCCCGAAAGCAGGUGGGCCAACAGGGUCCCAGGUCCACCUUGUGGAUGUUGUACAGCGAGGUUAGUGCACCACACCCUGCCCUGGCCAGUUCUGCAGCUGAGCUCUGUUAUUCCAGGGCUGUGAUGGACCUGUUGUUGCAUAUCCUUGUUCCAUACCCACACUUGGAGACCCGUACUGGCCGUUACCUGGUUGGGGAACUCAUCACCUGUAACGUUCUUCUGCCACUGGUGGCUCAAAUAUCCAAUCCAGACUGGUUUAACCAGACCAUUGUAGAUGUUUUCACCAAAUCUUCAGGUCAGGAUGCUGAAGGUACAAUGGAACCACCAAGCCCUUGGGAUCGGGACUUCCACACACCACUUCCGUGGGAUCACUCUGAAACCUCCAGCAUGCAGACAGCAAGGUCUAAUUCUACCCUCCCCCUCCAAGAGUCUUCAACAUCCAGUCUACAGAUGCUUUGGUCCUCUGAGGACUACACAAAAGAAGGGGUCACCUCAGAAUCACCCUACCUAGAAAGAGCAGCCCCAAGCCCACCUGAACUUCUUAGUUCUCCAUACAAGUCCAGCCAGCUAUACUACAACACUGAUUAUGGCAUAGAGUCACCUUUAUCGGAUAGCAACAAGAUCUCAAAUGAAUCUCUGUAUCUGAAUGAAUCUGAAGUCGACAAGGACGAAACCUUCUGUGACUGUAUCAAUCCUGCUGAAUUCUGUGGUUUGGUGUGCCUGGAUGAUGACACACUGGCACUUCUGGGGAAACGCAUUAGGCCAAAGCUUCUCAUAUCAGAGCCCUUGUCCCGUCCAGAGAGCCCCAUGGAAGAUCCUUUUACUGGAAGUUUGUCUCAGGAUACAAACUCUAGCCCUGGUGGAACCCGUCUCAGCUCUUUUGGUUUGGAAAAUCUGGGCAGUCUGGAGGGACAAAUGGUUAUUAAGAACCUCAAGAUUACUGGUACAAUCACAGCUAAAGAACAAAAAGGCAACAGUAGUCAUCCAUACACUCUCUAUACUGUGAAGUAUGAGACAGUAGUGGGCACAGACUGCCUCAGCACCGAUCAGGCCAUUGGAUAUCAUACCGUGAACCGCCGCUACAGUGAGUUCCUCAACCUGCAGACCCGCCUGGAAGAGAGAUCAGACCUUAAGAAAGUGAUUAAAAAUGUCAAAGGCCCAAGGAAGCUGUUCCCAGACCUCUCGUUUGGAAAUCCGGACACAGAAAAAGUGGAGGCCAGGAAAGGCCAGCUAGAAUCGUUCCUCAAAAAGUUGUGCAGUAUCCCUGAGGCAGCCAAGAGUGAGGAAGUACAGGAGUUUUUGGCCCUCAACACUGAUGCCAGCGCAGCUUUCGAGAAGAAACCAUGUAGCUCACGCAUAGAUAAGAUGGUAGAGAACAUAGUGGACACACUGAAGACUGCGUUUCCUCGUUCGGAACCGCAGAGCCCCACGGACGACGGAGAACCGGACGUGGACAGGAGAUCGCCAGACAGCAGGAAGAAGUCACGACUAAGGUUUUCCAGUAUAAUAGCCUCCACCACGCUAAGCGUUCCAGACUUCCAGCCCAGAAUCACAUACUGCUUCAGUGAGGGAAGCACGGUAUUUAAAGGCCCUUUAGGGAUUGAGGGCUUUGUGCUGGAGCAGGAGAAGAGGCUAGAUGGAGAGCCCAGGAAGAAUAAUAGAAGAGGUGCGGAGCAGGAAGACAAGGAUGGAGACAGAGCAGCGGAAAAGAAAACAAGAGGGACAGACACAGCUCUGGCAGAUGUGGCGCUAAAUAUCCUGUGCUUACUGAUGAAGGACCAGUGGAGCUGGUUGUGUACAGAAAACAUCCAGAAGACCAUCCGACUGCUCUUCGGGACUAUCAUAGAAAGGUGGUUGGAGGUCGGAAUAGCUCACCUGACCAGUGCCCCAUGCUGGGUGAUCUACUUGCGGGUGCUGCAGGAGGCUGUGUGGCCUGGUGGGGAUUUACCUGUGGGCCCACAGCCUGAGAGGAGUCCACAACAGAGGGAGGAAACACGCCUGCAGUGCCUCGACUGCCUCAUGAAACUGUUUCCAGAGCUCAUUCCUGAUAUAUUAGGGUGCGAGAAGUAUAAGCUGAGUUGGGAGCAUAUGCUGGAGUCUCUGCAGGACCCUCACAUCAACAGGCACCUCAUCUACUGCAUCUUUGACCUGCUGCUGGAAUUCCUGGUUCCAGAAUCUUCUGAAGAAGGGUUCCAGAAGUCCCUUCUCCAAAGCCUGUCUUGUGAUGUAGAAGCAUCUGUGUCUGCCUGAGACAAACAAGUCUUAAGCUGUAGGAUGUGAGCAUUACUGCUACCGAAAGCUGAUUAGUUGGUGAGUUGAUCAUCAUAUUGGCUGAGUAAAGCAGUUUACUCUCACUGAUAUCAUGAAUGUAAGGAAGCUACUGUUAUAAACCCAUUAACUGGAACUCAAAAGCACUCCAAAACAUUAGAGCUGUGUUCUUGUGCUGAGAAAUUCUUAGACUGAUUUGUCUGAUUUGUUAAAAUUUCUUAUAUUUAAAUUAUGCAAGUCUUGCUGUGCUACUCUUGUUUUAUUGCUAAGUUUUGGGUGGAAAAGGGUUGAAUUCUUCUGUUUUUUGCUCUGUGGUAUCUGGGUAGAUAUAGCUUAGUGAACUGUCCUAAUAAUUAGGACUUUAAGAGCUGGACAGAAAGCUAGGUUAACUGAAGUGUUAGGUUAACACUGCAUAAUUAGGAAGUGACAAAGAUGUCAACAAAUCAUGUUUUUGAUCAAUUCUGUGAGAACAACAUCACUGUAGGCCUUCAAGUCAAUCAGGUCUUAUUUCCACAAGUAGAAAUUGAGGGGUUGGGGUUUGGAACAGCCAGCUCCCAAAAGAAAAUACCCAAUAAAUGAUGAUAUUGUGGAUGUCCAAACAAAAACUAGUAUCUCCAAAAUAGUAACUUUAACACUCUUACCCUUUAGUGUAAGUAAAGUCCGAGUGAUUUUAGAGCAUUUGUAUUGGUCCAUUCAUUAUGAAAUUUUCACAGAGCAUAAAGGACAGCUGGUGUUGAAAUGAUAUAGAAAAAAAAGGCAAAAAUGGAAAUGGUU
Messenger RNA from Pygocentrus nattereri (red-bellied piranha), 3712 nucleotides. RefSeq names its product sorting nexin 19a (gene snx19a). The transcript is spliced from 13 exons. Bases 104 to 2920 code for a protein of 938 amino acids. The record is from RefSeq and is a predicted model, not a curated record. Gene Ontology annotation, molecular function: phosphatidylinositol binding. NCBI's taxonomy places the organism in Eukaryota, Metazoa, Chordata, Actinopteri, Characiformes, Serrasalmidae. Gene Ontology annotation, cellular component: intracellular membrane-bounded organelle; early endosome membrane.